Cercopithifilaria johnstoni is the source of this 510-nucleotide messenger RNA. The record is from the annotation of a GenBank genome assembly. NCBI's taxonomy places the organism in Eukaryota, Metazoa, Nematoda, Chromadorea, Rhabditida, Onchocercidae.
AUGUCCGUUCAAGCCGAAAUUAUUACUAAUUCUGGAGUUGCUGAUGUAGUGGAAUCGGUAUCAAAAGCUUGUAUGAAGCCAAUAACAAGCGAUGUUCUACGACAGCUUUCGAAACUUCUACGUAAGAUGGAAUUGGGUCGUAAAUUAUGUAUGCGCCGUGCAGUUAUCAACCAGAAUUUGCUUCCAAAAGCGAUCUGUGAAAAAAUAGCAUUCGAUGAAACACACAAUGAGACGACAGAUAUUGACAAGAGAAAAUUUAAUAAUUUAGAAACACGACAAAAUGCUUUUGACUAUUGCGCAGCGAUAACAGCUCCAAUAAAGAAGCAUUGUGAAGCAUUGAAGCAAUGUUGUCCAAAUUAUAUCAGAUGCACAGAAUUGAUGGCACAAAUGAAUGUAUCGAAGAAGUAUGAAGAACUAUUGAACCGUAUCAAACAGAUACAAAGUAAUUGUGAAAAAAAGAUGAUGGAAACAUUACAGUCAUUUGAUUCUGUUUUCAAACUUCCUGUCUGA